Molecule: messenger RNA, 866 nt
Organism: Aphidius gifuensis
Lineage: Eukaryota; Metazoa; Arthropoda; Insecta; Hymenoptera; Braconidae
Product: histone H1-like
Exons: 1
Coding region: 64-771 (235 amino acids)
Biological process (GO): nucleosome assembly; negative regulation of DNA recombination; chromosome condensation
Cellular component (GO): nucleosome; nucleus
Molecular function (GO): structural constituent of chromatin; nucleosomal DNA binding; double-stranded DNA binding
Source: RefSeq, a predicted model, not a curated record
CGCGACACUCUGUUAUUUGUGUAUUAAUAAAAAAAAAGUAAAUAAAUAUUAAACUUCAUCAUCAUGGCUGACAAAGUUGCAUCACCAGUACCAGAAGUUGCUGCUCCAGCAAAAGCCGAAGCAGUGAAGAAAGCUUCUGCAAAAGUAUCAAAGGCCAAGUCACCAAAGGCACCAAAAGCUCCAAAGGCACCAAAGGCUCAUCCAAGUACUUCUGACAUGGUUCAAACUGCUGUCAAGGCUCUUGCUGAACGUAAUGGAUCAUCACUUCAAGCUAUCAAGAAGUACAUGGCUGCCAAUUACAAACUUGACACCGAGAAACACGCACAGUUCAUCAAGAAGUAUCUUAAAUCAGCUGUUAUAUCUGGUGAUCUCGUACAAACCAAGGGCAAAGGUGCAUCUGGUUCAUUCAAACUUGCUCCAGCCAAAAAACCAGUUAAAGCUGAAGCUAAACCAAAAGUUGUCAAGAAACCAGCAUCACCUAAGAAGGCAACAGUUGGCAAGAAACCAGCAGCAGCUAAAAAAACUGAAACAGCCAAGGCUAUUGCCAAGAAGGUCACUUCACCAAAGAAGCCAGUUGCUGCUAAAAAACCAGCUGCUGAGAAAAAACCAGUUGCUGCUAAAGUUGUCAAGCCAAAGGUAUCUAAAAGUCCAAAAGCCAAGAAGGCAACAAAAGCACCAACUGCCAAGCCAAAAUCACCAAAACCAAAAAAAGCUGUACCAGCUAAAUUAGCAACAAAGGCAUCACCAAAAAAGGCACCAGCAAAAAAAUAAAUUUGCACUUCAACAUCAAUGGACAAAGAAAAAAAAACAUAAAAAUAAAAUCGGCCCUUUUCAGGGCCAACAAAUUUUAUCUAAACGUUUGACAA